CAACCAAAUCCCGCUAUUUCCUAUCUCCCGCGGCGCCGGAGCGCGGCGCACUCGCGCAUUUCCUCGAACACAUCGCCCUCGCGCAUUUCCUCGAACACAUCGCCCUCGCGCCGCCGCCCUCCAUGGCCGCCACAGCUGCCGCCGCCGCGCUCUCCACCCUCUCCGCCACCGCCUCGGCGGCCGGAAAGCGGUUCGUCACCUCCUCCUUCUCCCUCUCCUUCUCCUCCCGCCGCCUCGCCACCCCUGCCGGCCUCCGCGCCGCCGCAGGUGCCGGAACGGCGCGGAGGGCGGCCGCCUCGGCGUCCACCGUCGUGGCGACCAUCGCCGUCGGGGACAAGCUCCCUGAGGCGACGCUGUCCUACCUCGACCCGGCGGACGGGGAGCUGAAGACGGUGACGGUGGGGGAGCUGACGUCCGGGAAGAAGGCGGUGCUGUUCGCGGUGCCGGGGGCGUUCACCCCGACGUGCUCGCAGAAGCACCUCCCGGGGUUCGUGGAGAAGGCCGGCGAGCUGCGGGCGAAGGGGGUGGACACCAUCGCCUGCGUGUCGGUGAACGACGCCUUCGUGAUGCGCGCCUGGAAGGAGAGCCUGGGCCUCGGCGACGCCGUGCUGCUGCUCUCCGACGGCAACCUGGAGCUCACCCGCGCGCUCGGCGUGGAGAUGGACCUCUCCGACAAGCCCAUGGGCCUCGGCGUGCGCUCCCGCCGGUACGCGCUCCUCGCCGACGACGGCGUCGUCAAGGUGCUCAACCUGGAGGAGGGCGGCGCCUUCACCACCAGCAGCGCCGAGGAGAUGCUCAAGGCGCUCUGAGAAUCCAAAAAGCUUGUGCUAGGUGGCAAUAAUGGCGGGAGCUGCACGUUGCUUUCGCCGAACAUUUAACCUUUUUUUUUUUUUUUCACUCUUAAAAAUGACACCUCUACACAUUGAUAUGUGGGUCUUCAUGUGUCUAUGACAUAUGGGUCUAAUGACAAUAUGUUAGCAACAUUUUUAAUAGUGACAAAAAGUUAAUUAUCUCUGCUUUCGCGCGUGACGCGUGGGGUUCGUGUCGUCGUUGGAGAGAGGAAUUGUUUUUGUGUGUUUUUUGGUUUGAACAGUGCAUGACAUGUGCUUGACGAAAUGACGAGAUAUCGAAAAAUGUGUGUUUUUGGUUGAAUUUUGCACGCCAUAUGUUUGAC
Molecule: messenger RNA, 1174 nt
Organism: Oryza brachyantha (malo sina)
Lineage: Eukaryota; Viridiplantae; Streptophyta; Magnoliopsida; Poales; Poaceae
Product: peroxiredoxin-2E-2, chloroplastic
Exons: 1
Coding region: 123-809 (228 amino acids)
Biological process (GO): cellular response to oxidative stress; hydrogen peroxide catabolic process; cell redox homeostasis
Cellular component (GO): cytoplasm
Molecular function (GO): thioredoxin peroxidase activity
Source: RefSeq, a predicted model, not a curated record